AUGUUUCAAUCCAAACCUCGCAUCCUCUUCUUCAACCCCGAGCUGGUGGCCAAUCCCGAAGUGGUCACUAGUACCUCGCGAGAUCAGUUCUUCAACGACUUGCGCAGCCAGUAUCAGGACACUGAAGCCAUUUUUAGAACGUCUUCCAAGUUCGUGAACCAACUGCCUACGUCUUUGAAGUACAUCUGCCAUACUGGCGCCGGACACGAUCAGAUUGACGUCGAUGUCUGCACGCGGCGCAACAUCAUUGUCACUUAUGCCCCAGACCCAGUUACGUCGGCCACUGCCGAGCUGACUAUUUUCCUUCCCCUCGAAGCAAUCCGCCAGUUGAAUCCCUCUUUUAAUAGUCUAAGGAGCGGCAACUUCAAAAAGGGCCUCGACUUUGGUCAUGAUUUUCAAGGUAAGACAUUGGGGAUUCUCGGCAUGGGUCGCAUUGGCCGUGCAGUCAAGCGCCGUGCCGAGCCUUUCGGGCUCAAAACAAUCUAUCACAACCGGAAGCCGCUGUCGAAUAAUCUCGCUGCAGUCUGUCAAUAUGUUUCCUUCGAUGAACUUCUCAGCACCAGCGACAUUAUCUCUGUCCAUGUCCCGCUGUCAGCCGGUACUACGCACCUGAUCGGAGCCGCAGAGAUUGCCAAGAUGAAGCCAAGUGUAGUCUUGAUCAAUACCGCCCGUGGUGCUGUCAUUGACGACGCAGCCAUGGCCGCCGCCCUGGAUGAGGGCCACAUCACCGCGGUUGGGCUCGAUGUCUACGAAAAGGAGCCACUGGUUGACGAGCGACUUGUGAAGAACGAAAGAGCCUUGCUCGUGCCUCACCUGGGAACUCACACCGUUGAGACACUCGGUCAGACGGAGUCACUCGCCAUGGAAAACGCGCGCCGCGGCGUUUCGAAGGAGAGGCUGUUGACGGUCGUUCCUGAGCAGGACGAGGCCUAUGAGCAAUCCGCAUAG
Molecule: messenger RNA, 948 nt
Organism: Colletotrichum acutatum
Lineage: Eukaryota; Fungi; Ascomycota; Sordariomycetes; Glomerellales; Glomerellaceae
Product: D-isomer specific 2-hydroxyacid dehydrogenase
Exons: 3
Coding region: 1-948 (315 amino acids)
Molecular function (GO): NAD binding; oxidoreductase activity, acting on the CH-OH group of donors, NAD or NADP as acceptor
Source: RefSeq, a predicted model, not a curated record